CUCCUAGUGCAAAAGAGCUGGUGAAGCCGCGCAGGUUGAAAACAAAAACACUUUAUUACGUUUGAACGCGUUGUCUGUCCUCAUACUUGGCCUCAUCGGCGUAGACACAAAAAAGUUAUUUGCAGCAAGAACCGAAAUUAAAACGUAUUGGAAGAUGUCCCUGAAGAAUACAGUUCUGCUUUGGAAACAAUAAUCAAGUCUCUCUCAUUGUCACCCAAUGUCCUUGAAGACUAUUCUGAAGAAUAUCUACUCAUUUUUGGAAGUGUUACGAAGUGCUCGAUCACCUGAUGUUGAGACAUGGGACCAGCAGGCCUUGGAGAAUGCUUUACAGUGGGCAACCUACUGUGAACAGGUGUAUACUCAGGCACAGUGCAAGCCUUAUAGAGAAGAUCUGAACCAGCAAGUGCAGCAACUUGGAAAACUUCCAUUAAAACUAGGAGAUCUGGAGAUUAACCUAGAAUUACUAAGAAAGGCUACACCAGUGCUUAUAAAGUCCCUUGUUCAGAAUCCCCAGCUAUCAGACCAGCUGCUCAGCAGAAUUUUGUCUGUUGGGAAUUAUGGGUCAUCUGCCUGUGAUAUUUUGUCUUUACUCUCUGAACUCAGUGAGACCAAGUCAUCCCUGCAGCAGGCAAUGCAGCUGAAAGAAUUGGUGAACAGUGCCCAACAAAGCGGUGAAAUUGAUCAGCAUUGGAGGUCAACAAGUGUCCAAACACAGGCAUGCUUACUCUUAAGGCAUAUCAGAAAGGUCUGGAUUAACUGCCACAGGAGGGACAAGGCAGUGAGCCAUACAGAAAUAAUUUUGACCAGUGCUUUAAUGGAGGAAUAUGGCUUGGGCCUCAUCGGCGUAGACACAAAAAAGUUAUUUGCAGCAAGAACCGAAAUUAAAACGUAUUGGAAGAUGUCCCUGAAGAAUACAGUUCUGCUUUGGAAACAAUAA
Molecule: messenger RNA, 937 nt
Organism: Lingula anatina
Lineage: Eukaryota; Metazoa; Brachiopoda; Lingulata; Lingulida; Lingulidae
Biological process (GO): interstrand cross-link repair
Cellular component (GO): Fanconi anaemia nuclear complex
Source: RefSeq, a predicted model, not a curated record